AUGGUGUGGUGGCUUGGGCUGAUGGCACUGGUGGAUACAGCUUCAGCUGAAAGCUGCCUGGUGCAAGGUAUGGCAUACCAAAGUUCGAGAGUUGGAACUCUGCCAAACGGCGCGUGGGUGAGCGAUGCAUCCACUUGUCAGAGUAACUGUGCAGCGAGUCCUUUCUGCGACUAUUUCACCUGGUACAAUGAUUCCAAGAGCUGUUGGCUCUUUGGAGACCAAGCCACUUUGAAAGCUCAUGGCAAUGCUACCUCUGGGCCAAAGAUCUGCGACCCAGUUGACACAAAGAUGAGUGUGACGACAGGAAGCGAGGAGGACGAAAAGAAGGUUGUUGCGAAAUUGGGCAAACUGGCCCAGGUCAUCAAGACAAAGACGAAUGAUCCAAAGGUCAUCGAAGAUGCUGACAAGGUCAUUCGAUCCACCUCAGCUGGAAUUCUUCCUGAUCGUGACAUUGUGUAUCCUGUGGUCAACGAAGUCAGCGCGGUUUUGACCUUGGAAGAGGCUGAGAAGGAAGACAUUGUGGUGGUGGAAGAGGACCUGAAAGUCAUCAACAACAAGGAGCUAGGGGGCUUGGAGCCGGCAAAGCCGGGUGUCUCCUAUGGUGCUGGUGCUCCUUGGAGAGAUGCCGUGGUUCCCUACUGCUUCCUCCCCAGCAUCUCUCAUGCAAGUAUUCAGAACACCCAAGCAGCGGUUAACAUCAUCCGGCGCUUGGUCCCUGGCAUCACUUUCAAACCACUGCGUGGCAACGAUGGUGGUUGUGAGGAGUCACCAGCAAUCUUUGUGACCGACCGGGAGCAGGGCUGCUUUGCGGAUAUCGGAAUGCAGUUUCAGGUCUUUGGUGGCAGCCAGGUCAUGAAUGUCCCGCCAAUUUGUUCUGUGGGCGUGGUGCUUCACGAGUUGCUACAUGCUUUAGGCAUGGCACACGAACAAGCACGACCCGAUCGAGACAAGUACAUCACUGUUCUUUGGCAGAAUAUCAAACCCGGCAUGGAGGGCCAGUUUGGCGUGAUGGGGAAUGCAGACGCUUCACGGCCCUAUGACCUCACCUCCAUCAUGCACUAUGGUCCAACGGCCUUCACCAAGAACGGCUUACCUACACUGGCCCUCACAGCCAGAGGUCAACAACAGCUGAAUGCCCUGGGAGCCUACACCAUCGGGCAGCGUGAUGUGUCUUUGGUUGAAUAA
This is a messenger RNA of Durusdinium trenchii, 1185 nucleotides long. NCBI's taxonomy places the organism in Eukaryota, Dinophyceae, Suessiales, Symbiodiniaceae. The record is from the annotation of a GenBank genome assembly.